AUGCGACAAAGAGGAUACCACCUUUACGACGGAAGCGCAUGGAUUGCGAUAUUGAUCGCUCUCAUCUUCUUUGUGAUUGGCUUCUCGUGGUAUUAUGGCCAGGAACGUUUGAAAAACUAUAUGAACGUUCAGUCGACAACAGCCUCUCUCAAUGAUCUCCCGAUGCGUUUUGGCUUGAGAACACAACGCCUUAAAUCAGUUUCUGUUGCCGAUAAUCAACGUUUUGAUAUUCAAAAUAUAUCCGAUGAUGAUGACAGCCCACCAUCUCCCCACAAUCAAGUUUACAGUCGUAUAUCCGUUCUGACGAAUGUUCCAUUUUCGUCUAGCCAAAAUCAAAUUGAAUUACAUGGUUUGGGCGAGCAGAUCUCUGUGAGUGUCACACCUGGUGUCGGUUGUUUUCUCACACAUAAUCGCCGGCAGACGCCUCAUGUUUUCGAGAACCACGUUCAGCUUCUUCAUUCCGUCCCUCAAGUGAUCAUAUUCCUUCGUAUUCAGUACGCACGAGUACCCGUUGUUGUUCAGGAUAAACGUCUAUUAAUUAAACUGUACGGUAAUAUAUAUCAUAUUUCGGCAACAUUCGGCUAUGCUGAAAUGAAAAAAAAGUCGGUUUACAAGGAUAUUCUUCUUCUGGCCAAAGAACUCUAUCAAUUACCGAUACCAGAGGAUGAGGCAAAAAUUACGUUUUUUAUUUCAAAUCAAACAAUCACCGUCUCAAAGAAAGGCUGGCGUUCAUGGGUGACUCGAUGGCCAUUAUAUAUUUAUUCGAUACAAAAAAGUCUUGUAUCUGGUGAAUCAAUCAAUAUUCGAAUGAAUGCAAAGAACACAGUUCAAAUCGGUAUUCUUGCUGAACUUUGA
Didymodactylos carnosus is the source of this 855-nucleotide messenger RNA. NCBI's taxonomy places the organism in Eukaryota, Metazoa, Rotifera, Eurotatoria, Philodinida, Philodinidae. The record is from the annotation of a GenBank genome assembly.